AUGGCGUAUCAAGCCCCGACAUGGGCAGCGUCUCCUGUGCAGCGUAAUCGUCACGCCAAGCUCGAGGUCAGCAAGGGAAGCGAAAGCUUCGAGCACAUUCCUGUCGGCUCCCAGUCGUGCUACGUCUUGGGUCGCAGUCAAGAGCUUUGUGACAUUUUUCUACCCCAUCCGUCCGUCUCUCGUCGACACGCGGUCGUGGUGCAUGACGAGCACGAGCGCGUUUGUCUCAUGGACUUGGACUCUGCCCAAGGCACUUUCGUGAACGGCCAAGAGAUGACGCCACGGAAACCGCGACCAUUGAGAGAUGGUGACUCUAUUACUUUUGGGGCCAGUACCAAGACUUUCGUCUUCCAGAAUGCAGUGGAUGAAGACAAAAAGAAGACAAAGGACGAACGCGGGCUUGCAGCAGCAGCAGCAGCUUGUGAGAAAUCUGAGCUCCAGCAGAUGAUGCGUGAGAUGCAAGGCUUUGGCGGUCCAAAACGACACAAGAGGCAAGAAGGUCGAGGGCCAAUGGUGGCAAGUGAGGCCAAAGCUGAGGAACGGCAGAAGAGACAAGCUGAAAUCGCAGCAAUGACUGCGCAAAUGAUGGAAAAGCCUGCACAAGUUUCCGUGGACGUUGAUGAUGCAGACGAGGAACGAGCGCAAGACAAUGGUGGCGAAGGAAGCGGUUCAGCAGAAGACGAAAGUGAGGAUGAUGAUGAAAAUGGUGAUGACAUUGCCCUUCGAUAUGGCUUGCCCAAGUCUCAUGAAGUAGUCCUUGCGAGCCAUACAAAAGGACUUGCUUGCAUUGCUGUGGAUCCGCCUGGCGGUCGAGUGGCUACGGGGUCCACUGAUUACCGCGUCAAGUUGUGGGACUUUGCAGGCAUGGCACGUCACGUCCGUCCGUUCCGUGAUGUUGAGGUGCACGAAGGUCACCCGGUUGUAGCAGUGAGCUACAGUCCCUCUGGAGAUCGCUUACUAGCAGUUACUGGAUCGUCGCAGCCGAAGGUGCUUACGCGUGAGGGUGUGGAGGAACUGCAGUUUGCAAAGGGAGAUAUGUAUGUUGUUGACAUGGCCAACACCAAUGGACACACGCACACAGCAACUGGUGGCCAAUGGCAUCCGAAAGUACGCGAGCAAAUGAUAACGAGCUCCUUGGACGGCACGAUUCGACUUUGGAACCUUGAUGGGAAAAAGACGUUCAACAAGCUCAUCAAUACGUCUGUGUUCAAGUUCAAGGACCGCCGAGGUCGGCGCUGCGGAGUAACAGCCUGUCGUUUCAAUCCAGACGGUGGGCUUAUUGCAGGAGCCACUAUGGACGGUCAAGUGCAGUGUAUCGAUCCGCGCAAGGCUUACGCUGGGGCUACAAUCACUGUUCGUGACGCACAUGCAGACGGUGCGGGUGGUGUGGGUAUUUCUUCGAUUCGCUUUUCACCUGACGGCAAGUUCCUGGCAUCACGAUCCUGCUCAGACGACACUGUUAAGAUCUGGGAUUUACGUAAGACCAAGCAGAGUUUGAAGGAGUUCCACGGCAUCGACGGCGUCUUUGGGACAUGCAACCUUGCUUUUAACCACAACGGUACGGCCAUUGCUGCUGGCACGUGUAUUCGAAAGGGCAAGGGCCUGAAGGGUCAAGUGCUGUUCUUGGAUGUGCACACGCCAGGCCUUGUGGAGCCCGUUGCUCGCAUUGACAUGAAGGAAGAUGAAAGCGCAAUAUGUGUGGAGUGGCAUCACGGUAUCAAUCAGAUAUUUAUCGGAAGCUCUACAGGAGCUUGUCGUGUCCAGUACGAUCCGCGACAGAGCACCAAGGGUGUUCUCUUGAGCGCGACAAAGAAGUUGAAAGUACAAGGCAAUGACUCGGGGGCUCGUAUUGACAGUGUCGGGAAAGUGUACACGCCUCACGCGCUUCCUAUGUAUCGCGAUGAUACGUUAGGAUCUCGCAAGCGAAAAUUGGAGAAGGUGCGUGCUGACCCAAAGCAGUCUCAUGCACCUGAGAGGCCCAUUACGGGUCCAGGCAUGGGUGGUAAGAUCAGUGGCAGUACCACUUUCACGCAAUACUUCAUGAGUAGCCACAUCAAGUCUUCAUUCCGAGAAGAAGACCCGCGGCAAGCCAUUUUGAAGUACGCGAAGGAGGCAGAAACGGACCCGCAAUUCUUGGGAGCCGCUUACAGCAAGGAGAAGAUGGACCCGCGCUACCAGCUUGCGAAGCAGACUCUUGAGGAGGAGAAGCUUGCAAGAGAGGAGGAAGACCGCCGUCUAUUGCAACCGUAG
This is a messenger RNA of Peronospora matthiolae, 2250 nucleotides long. NCBI's taxonomy places the organism in Eukaryota, Oomycota, Peronosporomycetes, Peronosporales, Peronosporaceae. The record is from the annotation of a GenBank genome assembly.